AUGAAGCAGUGGAAGACUAUAACCCUCAAAUGCAGCCGCAGAGCCCUCCUCUCUCCACGCCGUCAUAUUCCCUCCGGUUUUCUGGCUGUCUACGUUGGACCGAACCGCAUGAGAUUUUUGGUUCCUGUCCGGAUCCUGCACCUUCCCAUCUUUGUAGCUCUUCUUCAAAGAGCUGAAGAAGAAUAUGGGUUCAAGUUCAACGGGGGCAUAAUUUUGCCUUGUGAGGUUGACUUUUUCAAGCAAGUGUUGAGGUUUCUUGAUAAAGAUGAGAAGAAGUACGGGCGUUUAGAGUUGCAUGAGUUCUUGAAGGUGAUUUCUGAGAUGGGUUUUGAUUCUUCUUCAUGCAAAGAUGAGGAAGGUUAUGGGUUGUUAUUGAAAAUACAAUUUUCUGUCAUAGUUGUUAUAACCAGUAUGGUAAAAAGUUGA
Molecule: messenger RNA, 426 nt
Organism: Manihot esculenta (cassava)
Lineage: Eukaryota; Viridiplantae; Streptophyta; Magnoliopsida; Malpighiales; Euphorbiaceae
Product: auxin-responsive protein SAUR71
Exons: 2
Coding region: 1-426 (141 amino acids)
Biological process (GO): response to auxin
Source: RefSeq, a predicted model, not a curated record